This is a messenger RNA of Closterium sp. Naga37s-1, 975 nucleotides long. Lineage: Eukaryota; Viridiplantae; Streptophyta; Zygnematophyceae; Desmidiales; Closteriaceae. The record is from the annotation of a GenBank genome assembly.
ACUUCCAACAACCCUCCCCUUCAAUUGUAUUGUAUUGCUCCCCAUUCUUCUCCCCUUCCCCCUCCCCCUUCUCCCCUUUAUCGCCCUCUUACCCUCCCCCAUCUCCACAUCGCUUCCUUCACCCCUCCUCCACUCCCCCUCUUCUCUGCCCCCGCGCCCCCCCCCAGCCUUCCCCCCAUUUACUUCUCGUUCUCCCCGCCAGCUUUACACUUCACUGUGAACAACCGGAUUGUUGACGGGUCGACCUACAUUCGCACGCUCGUGCAGGUGAGAUGGGCGUGGCAAGGGGGAACUGGAGCAGUGGCUGGGGGCGACGGGGGGAGCUGGGGGCGAUGGGGGGAGCUGGGGGCGACGGGGGGAGCUGGGGGCGACGGGGGGAGCUGGGGGCGAUGUGGGGAGCUGGGGGCGACGGGGGGAGCUGGGGGCGACGGGGGGAGCUGGGGGCGACGGGGGGAGCUGGGGGCGACGGGGGGAGCUGGGGGCGACGGGGGGAGCUGGGGGCGACGGGGGGAGCUGGGGGCGAUGGGGGGAGCUGGGGGCGACGGGGGGAGCUGGGGGCGACGGGGGGAGCUGGGGGCACGCCCGGUAGUGCGUGCAUCCAUCCAUUCCCAUGCAUGCACCCGCUCUCAUGCCCCUCCAUGUGCAAUCCACAACCAUGCAUCCCAUCGGUCUCGUUUUUUGGGUCGACUCAAAAGCGCUCUCAUGCCACUCUACGUGCACUGCGUUCCACCGCCAUGCAUCCCAUCGGUCUCGAUGCCUCAGGAGCGGCAGGAGUUAGGGGAGCGAAUCAUGAUCACACGGCUAGACCUCUUCACUCGGUGGAAAAAGCGCUACUCCCACUCGAGCAUGCACGAUGCGAUCAAGGAGCAGAACCUGGCGCUACUGAGAGAGCACCUGCUGCAGACAGUCAGGUUCCAGCCUGAAGAGGCUGACGGUUCCUCCUCCUCUGGGCCCGCUCCCCCCACCGCUGCAUAA